AUGACCUCCAUAAACCAUUAUAAUAAAGCCUUGAAGGACAUUGACUCCAAGCUCAUUAGCCUUGGUCACCUUGCUGGUCAACUUGGCGCUUUUGUUGGUGAAAGUGAGAGUGUUAAGAAAGCCAUUGUGAAUGCUAUAAACAUCCUUACUGAACAACAUAAUAAGUGUAAAAACGCCAAAAAUCAUAAUCUAAAUUUUAGUGAUUGUCAAGAUCCUACGAAUUGUCAGAGCAUCACUCAGCAGAUAGAGAAACUUAAGAGCCUUAAAGAAGCAAAUAAAAACAGCCAAAAUAAUCCAAAUGAAUUGCUUAAAAAUCUUUGCGAUGGUCUUCAGACUUUCCUCGGCUUCAACAAAGACUCCAAAGGCUACACUGGAGAGGGGAUUGUGUACUCUGACUUGGAUAGGCUCUGUGAUGCGGUGAUGGGAUUUUUGUAUGAAAUAAUUAGUGAAGUAAAAGAAAAUUCAAACUUAUCACCUUAUAAAAACACAUUAGAAAAAGCAGUAAAUGAAUUAAAUAAAAAUCUUAAUAAAGGCAAAAACGGUUUGCAGGCUGCGAUUGAGCCGGUCAAGCAGGGGAUAAAGGGGUGGUUGGGGGAGGUGAAUGAAAAAAAUAAAAAAGUGAUGAGGCCUUUAGAAAUACUGCAAUCGACAAUAGAUGGCCAUAUGUCGGCCAAUCUCGAUGAAAUGUCCAUCACCGAUCAGUUGAAAAAUUGGCAGGGCAUCGCAGGCAUAUACCUCGGGAACGUUUUGAGUUCAGAGACAGCCUUGGAUGGAAUCGAUAAAAACCUAAGAAACAAAAUAGCAUCUAGAAUAGAGUUAAUUAAGGAGGUUGUUCAAAAUUUCGGCACUUCCGUGGAUGACCCUGCAGUGCAGAAUUCCGUCGAAGCGGUUAAGAAUAAGUUGACGGAGUUGCCGCAGAACGUCAAUAGGGAAAUUGGAUCGCGAAUGCAGGAAUUGCAGAAAUCAUUAAACGAUAAUUUCAGAAACAUCGACGAUCAAAUCAAGAACGUCAGAAAGGAGAAGGACAACCAUAUUGGCAACAUUAAGAGAGCCGUGAACCAGGCGAAGCUGUUAGCGAAGAAUUUGCUAGGUGACGGGGGAAAGGAUUAUGAGAAAACGUAUAAAGAGGUUAUUAUGCAGCAGUUUACUGAUUUAAAAAAGUCGAUUGAGAAAUUCACCGGAACGGAUUCUGGCACUACCGAUCUGCUGAGGAAUUUCGAAAUCGUUCGGAUGAAAGUGGAAGGACUGGAUGAUGAUGUUUAUCGUGGGUUGGAAAAGUUGAAGCAGGGGAUUGAUGAGCUUCACAGUCAAAUAGAUGUUUCUGGUGGUAGUAGUCUCGUCAACGAUCAGCUAGAAGAGCUAGGACGAUCGAAGCAUAAGUUAGACAGCACGGAGAGCGCCAUAACCAAUAUGUCACAAAGCUUAAGCAGUCAAUAUAAUGCCGCCAUUAAGAGUUUUCACAAAGAAUUUGAAUCAUUGUGUCAACACGUUAGUAAACUUAAGACGGAUGAAAUUAAAAGUGGUCUGAGCGCUCUGGCGGAGAGUCUUGAGAGGCCUGUAACUGAUCUGAAGACUGUGCAUACAACGAUCAAGGAGCAAGUUGAUUUGAAGCUUCGAGAUAUUAGAAAAACGUUAGCGGAGCCGAUCCAGGCGGUUAAGAAUGCCAUUAAGACAAACGUAAUAGGUGCAUAUUUUGAGGAUUUAGGAAGCGUCGAUUACACAAAGCUUCGGCAAGGUGAUACCAGUCACUUGGGCCUCAAAGUCGGUUCCAUUUUCAAAGACUGGCUCACUGUGGCCGUUGGAACAUCAUAUGGCACCGCAACUAUGCAGGCAAAUUUAGAGUUCCUGAAAAGAGAACACACCAUCAAAAAAUUACCAACUGGAUCUUCAACCACAGGUUUCAAAGCCAUGAAAGCCGAUGCGGAGGGAAAGAUCGUCGCCGCAGAUGGCGACGUCGAAUCCUUUGCAGACACCGCAGCCCGGGAGGGCACAAAGCGUUAUCAGGAUGCGCUUGAUACUAAAAUCAAUGGUGCUUCGGGAACUGGACACGGUAUUUAUAAACAAUUAUCUGACGUGAUACAGAAACUGAAAACCCCUACCCAAGAGCCUAAUGGCGAUCCUUUCCUUUCAGCGUUCAGCCAGUUUGAAGAGAAAUUAAACCAGUUAUUACUAGCUUCCAAGAACGCUGAACUUACCGAAGCUCAAGUCCAACGUCUCGUCAACGAGCUUACAGUAGCUGUGGGAGAUCUCAAGGGCGCUAUCACCUCUUUUGACGAAGAUGCCCAGAGGGAGAUCAAGAAUGCUGCCAAGACUGCAAUUGAGGGUGUACUUGACAAAUUUGAGAUGGAUUCGAGUAAGAAAAUCAACGUGGCGGAAAUGAUGAAACAGUUUGACGAAUCCAGAAAGGCCCUUGACGAAGCGGUAUAUGCAAUUGACGCAGAACUUAACCAACUGAAAAAACUUCCUACCACAGUUGAUGCUAAGAGUAAAACUGCUGGUCAAGUUAUGGAUCAAUUAAAAAGCAAGAUCCAAAAUAUUCUUAGUAAUGUUGAAGCAAUUCUACCAAAGGUGCAGGCCGCCGAGGAAGCUCUCACCGGGCCAAUCGACACCUUGGAAGCCGCGCUAGUGAGUGCACAGAGCUUUGUCAAAUUAACUCUGCCUGCCCUUGAUAAGCACUUAAAGAAACAAGUUUCGCAAGCAUUUAGUGAGCUAGAGGAAUGCAUCCAACAGAUGUUCAAUGCGCAAAUGAAGGCCGAGGUGAAAGCCCUGCAGGCGUCUGUCUCCGGUCAGAUUCCGAAAAUUCGGAAGACCAUCAACGACGACUUGGUUACUGGGUUGAAAGGGCUCAUAGGUAAGAUGAACGAAAAAAUAGAUCCGCUAAAAAAUAUAGAUAAUUUCAAAACUCUCACCGGACUAUCUACGAAGGCGUAUUUAUUCUUCAAGGAGCUCGUCACUUACUCAAAUGGCGAUUUGAAGAAACUUGACAAAAAAUUCAAUCAACUCGAAAACUUCGAAAAAGACAUCGAAAAAUUCGCAUCGGCACUAAAUCUUUACGCCCACUUCAGCCACCCCGUCUCCCUCCGCCUCGCCACCCUCUCCUCUUCCACCUCCUCCCUCGACCCCCAAGCGCUGCCGGACGCAGGACGGCCCGUGCUCAAGGCGCUGCGGGAUGGGAUGCUGGGAUUCGUGGGAGAGUUGGGGAAGGGGUAUGUGAGUAGGUAUGAUGGAGGUGAAAGUAUUAAAGAGUGGGUUAAAAGAGACGGUGAAAAAGAUGUUUUGACGCCUGAAGGAAAAAUGGCGCUAAGGUGUUUUUGA
This is a messenger RNA of Babesia bigemina, 3315 nucleotides long. RefSeq lists its product as hypothetical. The record is from RefSeq and is a predicted model, not a curated record. Bases 1 to 3315 code for a protein of 1104 amino acids. Lineage: Eukaryota; Apicomplexa; Aconoidasida; Piroplasmida; Babesiidae. The transcript has 2 exons.